AUGCCCCGGGGGUUCCUGGUGAAGCGGACGUGCCGAGAGGGCCCUGUUUCUUACAGGAUCAGACCGCCCCGGGACGACACGCUCCCUGCAUCGCUCCCUGGUGGGGCGGCCCUGCCUUCCACCCAGAGAAGACUGGCCAGAGUGGGGGCGCUGCCGGAGCCCUGGGCCCCAGUCCCGGGCCCCCUGCGCCUGGGGAGCACCGUUCCGCUGGCCGGCUGCCUCGAGCGGGGCCUCAACUCGGGCUCCCCGGCCCCCGGCGAAUCCGCCCCCGCCUGCGCCUCACAGGUCCCUGGUUCCAGUUCCGCCUGUAUCGCCACGAAGCCAGCGAACCCCUUGACUAGGAAAGCCAGCUCGGGGGCCCCCAGGGAGGGCGCCCCAGCGGCCAUGGUCCUGUUGGGCGCCUUCGUCUGCCAGCUGUGCCAGGAGUCCUAUCCGGGCCCGCUGGCCCUGGCUCAGCACUGCUGCUCCCGCAUCGCCCGCGUCGAGUACCGCUGCCACGAAUGCAGCAAGGCCUUCAGCUGCCCGGCCAACCUGGCUUCCCACCGCCGCUGGCACAAGCCUCGGGGCGGAGGGCACGUGGGCGGCACCAAGGAGAACGAGAGCCCCGAGCCGGCCAAUGGGCCCAGCGCGCCGCACCCCGGCCCCACGGAGGGCAGCUACUGCUGCUCUCACUGCCCCAAGCGGUUCCGGCGCCGGGCCUAUCUCUGCAAGCACUUGGCCCUCCACUCCGCCACGGGCCCGGUCCUCUCCGAAAGCCAGCGUCUCCAUGGCAACCUCCUCCCACCUUGUGCUUCCUGGCCCAAGAAGCCCUUUUAGAGUCCAGCCGCUUGGACAGGUGGUUUCCAGUCAGUGCCGAGAAGACAACUGCUACUCCCAGCCAGGCUCUUUCCCGAUGCCCCCACUAUGGGGCCAGCCGCAAACCCCCACUGGCCUUCCUCCAUGGCUCAGUAUGCACAACUGAAAAUGACUUCUGUGUGACUCAGAAGCAGGCACAGCUGACCAAAGCAGAGCCCAAGUAGAUCCUCUUUUCC
This is a messenger RNA of Hemicordylus capensis (graceful crag lizard), 1031 nucleotides long. Its product is annotated as insulinoma-associated protein 1a-like. The transcript has a single exon. Bases 1 to 816 code for a protein of 271 amino acids. Gene Ontology annotation, biological process: negative regulation of transcription by RNA polymerase II; neuron differentiation; regulation of cell cycle process. Gene Ontology annotation, molecular function: DNA-binding transcription repressor activity, RNA polymerase II-specific; RNA polymerase II cis-regulatory region sequence-specific DNA binding. The record is from RefSeq and is a predicted model, not a curated record. Lineage: Eukaryota; Metazoa; Chordata; Lepidosauria; Squamata; Cordylidae. Gene Ontology annotation, cellular component: nucleus; transcription repressor complex.